Emericellopsis atlantica is the source of this 1743-nucleotide messenger RNA. RefSeq lists its product as uncharacterized. The record is from RefSeq and is a predicted model, not a curated record. Gene Ontology annotation, biological process: negative regulation of protein sumoylation. The transcript is spliced from 3 exons. The coding region runs from base 1 to 1743 and encodes 580 amino acids. Lineage: Eukaryota; Fungi; Ascomycota; Sordariomycetes; Hypocreales; Bionectriaceae. Gene Ontology annotation, molecular function: calcium ion binding.
AUGCGGUUUCUCGACGUAGAGACCGAGAACACCACGCUGAGCGAUGUCCUCACCGCGCCCAUCUUCACCCAGGCCGUCCAGCGCCACGUCCUCGCUGAGCACGACAGGACGGGCAGGUCCGACAAGAGCAAGCCCUUUGCGCAGUAUGGUCUCCUGGCGGGUGACGCGAGCGGUAAAGCGUCUGAUCCGCGUCUCUUCUUCAACGUGGCGGCGCCAUCGAGCACGUUCAUCUGCGGCUCCCAGGGCUCAGGCAAGUCGCACUCGCUCAGCUGCCUGCUUGAGAACUGCCUGCUGCAGAACGAGGCAUUGUUUUUUCAUUACGACACGUUUGUGUCUGACUCGGGCGGCUCCCUCUGCGAGGCGGCCUUUCUCAGCUCUCACCGUGGUGUCGAUGUUAGGGUGCUGUGUGCCCCGACUAACGUGACGCAUAUCAAGAGAAUCUACGCUAAGCUGCCCAACGUCACCAUUGAAGUCCUCCGCAUCAACCAGGAGCACCUCAACACGAAGCGCAUGCUGGACCUCAUGGCCGUCUCAUCCGUCCAGGGCACGCUGCCGCUCUACCUGCACGUGGUGAUCCGCAUCCUGCGCGAUCUUCGCGUGGCGCAGCAGCAAAAGGGCAGCGGCUUCAACUACGCCAAGUUCAAGAGGGACCUCGACGAGCAGUCGCUCACGGAGGCGCAGCUGGCGCCACUCAAGCAGCGCCUCGACACGCUCGAGAGCUUCAUGGUGUCCGACCAGGCCAGGGCGUACGAGAUGGCGCUGGGUCUGCACGCGUCCCGGAAUCACAACAGCAAGACUGUCGUCGACCCGCAACAUGGCAACUCAUGGGCACCCAAGGCCGGGCAGCUGUCCAUGGUCGACCUAAGCUGCCCUUGCGUCACGGCCGAGAUAGCCUGCUCGCUGUUUGGCAUUUGCCUUAGUCUCUUUCUCGAGCAGGACACGCAGGUCGGCCGCGUCGUCGCGCUGGACGAGGCGCACAAGUACAUGACCGACUCGUCCGAGUGCCAGGCUUUGACGGAGAAUCUCCUGAGCACGAUCCGUCUGCAGCGCCACAUUGCCACGCGCGUCAUCAUCUCCACGCAGGAGCCGACCAUUUCGCCGGGUCUGCUGGACCUGUGCAGCGUCACGAUUGUGCAUCGCUUCACGAGUCCGGACUGGAUGCGGGCCCUGCAGAAGCAUCUUGCCGGUGCCUCGAGCUGGCUGGACCCGAACGUAGACGAUGAAGAGGGGAUGAAGAAAGGUAGCAGGACGGAAACGGGGAUUCGUCCGCUGGCGCUGAAGAAAGACGACGUCGCGGGGGAUCUCUUCUCCCAGGUUGUCCGCCUACGCACGGGCGAGGCACUGCUCUUCGCGCCAAGCGCUGUUAUUGACAUGCAGACGGCGGAUGACGGGACGGCCGCAGCAGACUCGGGGGAGGACUCGACCUACGACUCGGGCGUCAACGCCAAGGAGGGCGGGGGCACGUUGACGACGCCCGUCUUCGCCUUUGGCCGGUCGUACGGCGCGCCCAAGGAGGAGGCGCCUAAGGAGGAGGCGCCUAAGGAGGAGGCGCCUAAGGAGGAGGCGCCUAAGGAGGAGGCGCCUAGGGAGGAGGCGCCUAAGGAGGAGGCGCCUAAGGAGGAGGCGCCUAAGGAGGAGGCGCCUAGCGAGAACAGAGUGGUGCACCUGGGCAAUGGCGUGCUCAAGAUCCGUAUCCGGAAGAGGGUCACGACGGACGGCGGGCGCAGCAUCAUGGCUGGGUAA